UAAUUUUGUCAAUUUUCACCUUCCAGUACGUUUAUCGGUUUAUGGCCUCUCUCUCAUUACUUAUUUAAGCUAUCAACUGUCCAUUCCCGCAGCUUUAGUAACAGAUCUGUUUUCUUCGUGGGUCCGUUAUCACUAAGAAAGCGCGAGGACAAGAUUCUUCAAGCUAUUCCCCUUUUUUCCUUUAUUAUUAUUAAUUCAAUGAGAAGAACAAGUGGAAUAUAAUUUCAAAACGAACGUGAAGAUGAUGAAGAUCCGAAUAGAAAUUACGCUGUGUUUACUCCUAUUUCUAGUCCUCGCGCCAUUUUGCAUUUGCUCCGGCGAGCGGCUCCUUGUUGGCAUGACUCUUGUUCGAAAAGCCACCGCUCACGGCGCCGUCUGUUUGGAUGGAAGUUUGCCGGCGUAUCAUCUUCACAGAGGAUUCGGCGCCGGAUCAAACAACUGGAUUUUACAGUUUGAGGGUGGUGGGUGGUGUAAUGACAUAUCAUCGUGCCUGGAAAGAGCCAAAACUCGCCGCGGAUCGACUCGUUACAUGAGCAAGUUAGAAGUCUUCUCUGGCAUCUUAAGCAACAACGCCUCUCUCAAUCCAGAUUUUUACAACUGGAACCGUGUGAAGCUGAGAUAUUGUGAUGGAGCCUCAUUUUCAGGAGAUAGCAAGUUUGAUAACGGGACGUCAUUGCUUUAUUUCAGAGGGCAAAGAAUUUGGGAAGCAAUUAUCCAUGAUCUUCUACCUAAAGGGUUGUCAAGAGCACGCAAGGCCUUGCUUUCAGGUUGCUCUGCUGGGGGUCUAGCAACCUUUUUGCACUGUGACAACUUCACAAAGAUGUUACCAAGCAAUGCCAGUGUGAAAUGUUUAAGCGAUGCUGGAUUUUUUCUGGAUGAACGAGACAUAAGUUUGAAUUAUUCUAUGAGGUCCUUCUAUCAUGAUCUAGUUGCCUUACAGGGGAUAGAGCAAAAUCUAAAUCCAAAUUGCACGAGGUCGACCAGCAAUCCAAAGCUGUGUUUCUUUCCCCAGUACGCAUUGAACUAUAUCUCAACACCUUAUUUCAUCUUGAACUCAGCUUAUGAUGUAUUCCAGUUUCAUCAUAGUUUGGUUCCACCAUCUGCUGAUUUGCACGGACACUGGAAUCGUUGCAAGCUUGACCCAGCAGCAUGCAGUGCAUACCAGAUCAGUGUAUUGCAAGGUUUGAGGCGUGAUAUGCUUGUGGCUCUUUACCCAUCCUACAAAAAUUCAAGAAGAGAUGGGAUGUUUAUAAAUUCAUGCUUUGCUCAUUGCCAAAGUGAGUCACAGGACACAUGGUUUGCUGUUGAUUCUCCAAGAAUACACAAUAAGACCAUUGCUGAAGCAGUUGGAGAUUGGUACUUUAGCAGAAAAAUAACCAAAGAGAUUGAUUGUCCAUAUCCAUGCGAUAAAACUUGCCACAACCUUAUACCUUCACCUCAGGGUGCAAAAUGCAAUCUAAUUUCUAUUACAGGUUUCACUGAGAUAGAUUAUUCUUUUUCUUCCAAGAACAAAUUCUUCAGUAUACAUCAUAUCUGUUGAACCUGGUCGUUCGCAUGCCGUAGCUUUAAUGGUGAUGAAACGAAGUCCAGGUAUUUUAAUGUUUUAAUUCUUUUUUAAAAAGUGAUUGUUGCCCCAAAAUCACAUAUCAUUUAAUUACAAUUCAUUCAAAACAAUGAAUGAAACCAAUUGAUUUCCAUUCAUUGUUUUAAAAAAAAAAAACUUUUACAAUAUAUAGCAGGAUAGCAGCAAAACUGUGUCGACGUUACGGGUUUUUUCCUAUUUUUUUUAAAUUGGUCGUAAUUGAAAUUGAAAAUUACUUUCUAUACAUUAAAAAUAGGCAGCAAUAUUCAUUACUUUUAUUAUUUUCUUUGCAUUAUAUUGUAGUAGAAUAUGAUCCUUGUAUUAACACCUUAUUUUUCAUGAUCAAUUCAAUUAGAUUAUUAUUUCUGUAGGUGUAAUAAUCGUGGUAAAGAUCUAUUUUAAUUCAUUAUAUUCUAAAAUAGUGAAUUUAAA
This is a messenger RNA of Gossypium arboreum, 2014 nucleotides long. Its product is annotated as pectin acetylesterase 9. Bases 242 to 1540 code for a protein of 432 amino acids. Gene Ontology annotation, molecular function: hydrolase activity. The transcript is spliced from 14 exons. The record is from RefSeq and is a predicted model, not a curated record. Lineage: Eukaryota; Viridiplantae; Streptophyta; Magnoliopsida; Malvales; Malvaceae.